Molecule: messenger RNA, 2872 nt
Organism: Nycticebus coucang (slow loris)
Lineage: Eukaryota; Metazoa; Chordata; Mammalia; Primates; Lorisidae
Gene: BTNL3
Product: butyrophilin like 3
Exons: 9
Coding region: 155-1603 (482 amino acids)
Biological process (GO): T cell receptor signaling pathway; regulation of cytokine production
Cellular component (GO): external side of plasma membrane
Molecular function (GO): signaling receptor binding
Source: RefSeq, a predicted model, not a curated record
GUGAAGAGACACUGAGGAGGACAGUAUAGUAUGCCAUUAGCUCAUUUGGGGUCUCUCCUGGCUCCUGCACCUGGGACAGCUGGUGUGAUUCCUUUUCUCUCUGACUAGAACACCCAUCCAUCCAUAAUGGAUCUGUCGUCUGUGUCCAUAUAACAUGAGAGCAUUGCACUGGCACACAUCCAUGGCCCUCGUACUCGCUUUGGCUCUCAGUCUCCUCAAGCUGGGCUCAGGUCAGUGGCAAGUAAUUGGGCCAGACAAGCCUGUCCAGGCCUUGGUGGGGGAGGAUGUGGUGUUCUCCUGCUUCCUCUCUCCUGAGACAAACGCAGAGGCCAUGGAAGUGAGGAUUUUCAGGGACCAGUUCUCUGCCAUCGUCCACCUCUACCAAGAUGGGAAAGACCAGGAAUAUAUGCAGAAGCCAUCCUACAGAGGGAGAACUGAGCUGAUGAAGGAUUUCAUUGUGGACGGGCAUGUGUCCCUGAGGCUGAAGAAAGUCACUGCCUUGGAUGCUGGCCCGUACGGGUGCUGGUUCAGCUCCCAGACUUAUGACCAGGGGACCACUUGGGAGCUCCAGGUGUCAGAGAUGGGCUCAGCUCCUCUCAUUUCACUCAAUGGUUUUGCUGAUGGAGGCAUCCAGCUACUCUGCCAGUCCUCAGGGUGGUUUGCUCAGCCCACAGUGAAGUGGAAAGGUCCACAGGGACAUGAUAUACCCUCAGACUCCAAAGUGAAUGUGGACAGACAUGGCCUGUUUGGUGUGGAGACUUCUCUUACACUCCAAGAAAAUUUGGGUAGCAUAUCGUGUUCCGUCCAACUCAAUGACCAGAGCCCAGAAGUGAAAUCCAGCAUAUGGUUAGGAGAAAUGUUUUUCCAGAGUUCACCCUGGCUCCCAGCUUUUAUCUCACUGACACUGCUCUGCAUUGGUAUAUCUGUUGGCAUCAUUGUGGUGAAGAUUUUAUUCUCCAAAUCCCAGGGGAAAAUCCAGGCAGAACUGGGGACACUCCAGGAAAAACUGGAAUGGAGAAAGAAGCAUAGACAGGCAGAUUUAAGAGAGGUCCGGAAACAUGCAGUGGAGGUGACUCUGGACCCAGACACGGCUCACCCUCAGCUCUACGUUGCUGAUCUGAAAACUGUUUGCUAUAUAAAUGCUCCCCAGGAGGUGCCCCACUCACAGAAGAGAUUUACAAGGAUGUGUGUGGUGGCUUCUCAGGGUUUUCAGGCAGGGAAACAUUACUGGGAGAUAGAUGUGAGACACAAUAAAAGGUGGUACUUGGGAGUGUGCCGGGAUGAUGUGGACAGAACUAGAAAGAAUGUGAUUUUGUCUCCUGACAAUGGGUACUGGGUCCUUGGACUGGAGAUGGAUUGGUAUUUUACAUUCAAUCCUUAUGGAAUCAAUCUCUCUCUAAGAAAUACCCUUUCACAAGUGGGGGUCUUCCUGGACUAUGAGGGUGGGACUAUCUCUUUUUUCAAUAUAAAUGACCAGUCCCCCAUUUAUACCAUGACACAUCGGUUUGAAGGCUUAUUGAGACCCUACAUCCAACAUGAGGCCUAUGAAGAUGAAACUGUGACUCCCAUAGUCAUCUGUCCAGUGCCAUACCCUUCUGCAUAGAAAACAGCACCGUUCCUGCAGGUGGCCAUGCCCCUCAUCUGCAGGAGUGCUGCCCGGAGGGAAUCAUGACCCACAAUCUCAUUUACACUACUGAGAUUUCUCUUCCAGUCCCAGAGCCCAACACAGCCAGCAGUGAUGGGCUACAGAUGAGAGGAGACCCACCUAUUCAUGCAUGGGGAGGGAGGAAAGAAGAAGGUAGAACUGCAUUUAGUUUGUGAAAACUUUAUUCAUCUAAGAGAUCUUAGGCUUGGUGCCUGUAGCUUAGCGUCCAAGGUGCCAAUCACGUACACCAGAGCUGACUGGUUUGAAUCCAGCCCAGGCCUGCCAAACAACAAUGACAACUACAACCAAAAAAUAGCCGGGCAUUGUGGCGGGCAUCUGUAGUCCCAGCAACUUGGGAGGCUGAGGCAAGAGAAUCGCUUAAGCCCAAGAGUUUGAGGUUGAGGUGAGUACUAGUACUUAUCCAGGGCAACAACUUGAGACUCCAUCUCAAAAAAAAAAAAUCUUAGAUGAGUCAUAAACCUCCCAGACUCCUUACUUGUUCAUCAGGGACAGUGAUUUCCACCUCAGGACUCAUAGUGAAGUUUAAAGAGAAAAUAAAUGUGAAUAAGGCUUACAUUUUGUCAAAAUGCAAGUAUUUGGCUAAUGAUGUGUUCUUAAAUUACACUUUUCCCCAGUAAAAUUUCUGUUUAUUUAUUUUAUGUUAGUUAAUUUUCUGUACUUCAAAUAACCCAUGGAAUGUGUAUUGAGCACAUACUUUCUGCCAGGUUCAAAGAAUUAAAGAGGACAGAGCACUUCCUUAUGGUAUAAGAAAUGUAUUACCCUGAUAACAAAACUAGCCAAAACCAUUAGAAGAAUAGAAAACUACAGAUUAACAACUUUCACGAACAUAAAUACAAAAUUUCUAAGUGGUUUAACCUAGUGAUGCAGGGUUGGUUUAAUAAACCAAACAUUAACCAGUAUAAUCUACCACAUUAGCAAACUGGAUGAUACAGAGAACGUUUUGAAUUCAGCUUAUUAUACUGAAGGAAAAACUACUGUCUCAAAAAUGUUAUACACUGCAUGAUUUUAUUUACAAAAUAUUCUCAAUAUGCGGUGAAGGAGAACAGAUGAGUGAUUGCCAGAAGUUAGGGAAGGGGAGUGUGGAUGUCCUUAUAAAGGAGAAGCAUGAGGGAGACGUGUAUGGUGAUGGAACAGAAUCAAGAUGGCGGUUAUAUGAAUGUACACAUGUAACAAAAUUACAUAGAAUAAUGCAUACAUGUUCAUACA